AGUGCAUCGCUAUAAUUCAUUAAUACAUCAUAAAUCGUGAAGCACAGGGUUAUAACGACCACGAUCCACAAAUCAAGCCCUCCAAAAUCACCCAAAUGAGCUCGUACUUUGUAAACUCCUUCUCGGGGCGUUAUCCAAAUGGCCCGGACUAUCAGUUGCUAAAUUAUGGCAGUGGCAGCUCUCUGAGCGGCUCUUACAGGGAUCCCGCUGCCAUGCACACCGGCUCUUACGGCUACAAUUACAAUGGGAUGGACCUCAGCGUCAACCGCUCCUCGGCCUCCUCCAGCCACUUUGGGGCGGUGGGCGAGAGCUCGCGCGCCUUCCCCGCGCCCGCCCAGGAGCCCCGCUUCAGGCAAGCGGCGUCGAGCUGCUCCCUGUCCUCGCCCGAGUCCCUGCCCUGCACCAACGGCGACAGCCACGGCGCCAAGCCCUCUGCUUCGUCCCCCUCCGACCAGGCGACCCCGGCCAGCUCCAGCGCCAAUUUCACCGAAAUAGACGAGGCCAGCGCGUCCUCGGAGCCUGAGGAAGCCGCGAGCCAGCUAAGCAGCCCGAGCCUAGCUCGGGCACAGCCAGAGCCCAUGGCCACCUCCACAGCCGCGCCCGAGGGGCAGACUCCGCAGAUAUUCCCUUGGAUGAGGAAGCUUCACAUCAGCCAUGAUAUGACCGGUCCGGACGGGAAAAGGGCCCGGACCGCGUACACCCGCUACCAGACCCUGGAGCUGGAGAAGGAGUUCCACUUCAACCGCUACCUGACGCGGCGGCGGCGCAUCGAGAUCGCCCACGCGCUCUGCCUGUCCGAGCGCCAGAUCAAGAUCUGGUUCCAGAAUCGGCGCAUGAAGUGGAAGAAAGACAACAAACUGAAAAGUAUGAGCCUGGCUACAGCCGGCAGCGCCUUCCAGCCCUGAGCCCGCCUGGAGGAGCCCUGGGUGGCCCAAGAGCCCUUGCCGCCCCCAGCCCUGGCCCCUCCAAACCUCCCUGCGCUGCCACUGCCCGCUGGGGACCGGUUCCCACGAGCCUGCCUCGCACCGGCCUUGUGUUACGAGUUUUCGUUUGGUCUUAGGUCUUCCUGUGGCUCCCUCUCUCCUGGACUGGUUAAUCUUGUUAUUAUUGUUAAUAAUAAUGAUAAUUAUUAUUUUCCCUCCCUGCUCCCCACUCCCCUCCACUCAGCCCCCAAUCCGCCAGUGUUUCUGAAUGUUCGUGUCUGUGGUUGCACUCCUUCCCCCAGGAAAGAAAGAAACUCGCAUGUUUAAUGUGAACAGUCCCCUUCCUAUCUGUGUUCUUCUAACUUAUUUAUAAAGGGAUGAGUGCUGUGUUUUGAGUUUCAGCUUGAAACUUCUCUAAGGGGCAGCAGUUGAGGUGGGGCAGUGCCGGAGCAGCGCCCGGCCCAGCUGAGCUGGUCUCGGACAUGGAGUCCAUGACUGUCUCUUUCCAUCCUCCUCCUCCUCCUCCUCCUCCUCCUCCUCCUCCUCCUCCUCCUCCUCCUCCUCCUCCUCCUCCUCCCUCUUCCUCCCUCCCCACUCCCCAGGCCCAAGUCUUCCAGAGGCUUGGUCAAAGGGUGGGAAGGAGGCAGGAAGGACCAAAGGGGUGAUAUGGAGAAGAGGGAAGGUAAACCGUGAGAAUUAAGUUCCUGCCGCCUGGGUAGGCCCCACAAGGCCUGGCCUGGGAGUGUAUGGAAACACAAAUAAUCCUCAGUGUAAAAUGUCUUGUGUAUUUCUCUGUGAAUUCAUGGGUCUGGAGUAGAGGGCCCAAAGCUUGUAAAUAUGGGGAUAGUCUGGGUCAGACCCAUCCCCUCCCCCCCUACACCCAUUUCGCUUCCAAGACCAUUUGUAGUGAGCGAGUGGAUGCUGUGCUACGCGUGAAAUCUGUCUUUGCCUUUGCCGGGCCUGUCUCAGUGAUUCGCUUUUGGUAUUUGUAGCUUUCCUUGAAGUCAAAUAAAUGUUUCCCCUAAUCCAC
Molecule: messenger RNA, 1953 nt
Organism: Canis lupus familiaris (dog)
Lineage: Eukaryota; Metazoa; Chordata; Mammalia; Carnivora; Canidae
Gene: HOXB5
Product: homeobox B5
Exons: 2
Coding region: 96-905 (269 amino acids)
Biological process (GO): regulation of transcription by RNA polymerase II; anterior/posterior pattern specification
Cellular component (GO): nucleus
Molecular function (GO): RNA polymerase II cis-regulatory region sequence-specific DNA binding; DNA-binding transcription factor activity, RNA polymerase II-specific
Source: RefSeq, a predicted model, not a curated record